Oncorhynchus nerka (sockeye salmon) is the source of this 807-nucleotide messenger RNA. Its product is annotated as homeobox protein engrailed-2b-like. The record is from RefSeq and is a predicted model, not a curated record. Gene Ontology annotation, molecular function: DNA-binding transcription factor activity, RNA polymerase II-specific; RNA polymerase II cis-regulatory region sequence-specific DNA binding. Gene Ontology annotation, biological process: multicellular organism development; neuron differentiation; regulation of transcription by RNA polymerase II. NCBI's taxonomy places the organism in Eukaryota, Metazoa, Chordata, Actinopteri, Salmoniformes, Salmonidae. Bases 1 to 807 code for a protein of 268 amino acids. The transcript is spliced from 2 exons. Gene Ontology annotation, cellular component: nucleus.
AUGGAAGAAGAUGAUAAUCGCAAUGGAGAGCGUCAAGAUUCGGGCGAAGAAUUCAACAGAGCUAUUCUUCCUCUUCUUCAAGCACCUGGGAACCAGCAACCGCACCGAAUCACGAACUUUUACAUUGAUAAUAUUUUGAGACCAGACUUUGGACGGCGGAAAGACGGGACUUUUAAUUAUGAUGAGAAUCACCUCAAUAGACGAGAGAAUAGUCCUCGUCUUCCCCCAAAAUCUGGGCAGUUAGGUGGGACCGUGGCAGGGGAAGGAACAUCGAAUUCUCGUUCAGUCGGUGAGCCAAAAAAAGAUAUUGUUGGAGAUGCGCCUCUCAAGUCCCGAGGAGAAAUUGGAGAUCAGUGCCUAAGCUCCGACUCGGAUAGUUCUCAAGCCAAUUCUGCACCUUCGUCGAAACCUAUGCUCUGGCCAGCCUGGGUGUAUUGUACAAGAUAUUCAGACCGGCCAUCCUCAGGGCCAAGAUCUCGUAAACCAAAGAAGUCGACCACUACCACGACAACGACGACGACCCCAAGCAAGGAUGACAAGCGUCCAAGAACGGCCUUCACAGCAGAACAACUCCAGAGACUAAAAACGGAGUUUCAGACUAGUCGGUACCUGACCGAACAGAGAAGACAGAGUCUGGCACAAGAACUCGGCCUCAACGAAUCUCAAAUUAAAAUCUGGUUUCAAAACAAGAGGGCUAAAAUAAAGAAGGCAACCGGGAAUAAAAACUCUUUAGCCUUGCACCUGAUGGCACAGGGACUAUACAAUCAUGCCACAUCAUCUAAGGAUGAAAAAUCAGACAGCGAUUGA